AUGAUUUCAAAUGCGUUCUUCCAUCCCUUGUCCCCUAUCCCAGGAAACAAGCUGAUCGCUUCUACACGCUUCUUUGAGGCGCUACUCUCCCUAUCUGGCAGGGCUCAUUACUGCUUACCUCUAACCCAUAAGCUAUAUGGAAAGGUGGUCAGGGUCGCGCCAAAUAUUGUCUCUGUGGCCGAUAAAGACAUGAUUCGAGAGAUCUUAGUGACAACUGACUACCCCAAGAGCGCCAUUUACCAAGUCUUUGAUUUUGACGGGCAUGAAAACCUAUUCUCAGCCCGCAACAAGAGCUUCUAUAAGAGCCGACGCCGACUUGUCGCUCCAGCCUUCGGCCUGCAAUACCUUCAGUCUGUUGAGCCUCUUAUGCAUAAAUGCAUUGAUGGCCUUCUACAAGAGAUCGAUGGUACUCUCGAUGCGCUUCCACCUGGCCAGAUCAAUAUUAAUUCUUUUAUGUUCCGACUCUCACUUGACAUCAUCGGGGAGACCGUAUUUGGCCAAUCCUUUGAGACGAUCAAGGAUGAUGCUCACCCGGUCCCUCACCAGCUAGAAAAGACAAUCAAGCAAAUGAUGCAACAAACGUUCAUUCCAUGGAUGAAAUAUAUAGACCCAUUCGAUUUUUCUUUUAGAGAUUUUGGUGCUGCUUGUGUCAAGCAGCGUAAGGCUAGUGGAGAGGCGGGGCGUCGUGUAGACCUGCUACAGUAUCUGAUUGACGCACAAGCCAAAGGGAGAGAGGACAGUAAUGGCGGUAGCAAGCAUGAGGACAUGGCUUGUGAGGAAUUUACAGAUAAGGUUAUCGGAAUUGAGGCAUGCGUUUUCCUGAUCGCUGGAGCAGAUACCGCACACAGUGUAAUGACAUUUACGCUCAUGUUCUUGAUCAAACAUCCGGAUAAGCUGAUCAAGCUGAGAUCAGAGCUUGACCUCGCAACCGCUACUAAUCCCUGUGGAUCUCUACCUACUUAUGAGCAAAUCCGCAAGCUUCCAUAUCUGACAGGAUGCAUCAACGAGUCCAUGCGACUCCGUCCUACUGCCGCUCUAGGUAUACCACGAGACGUUGAUGAAGAUGUAGUCAUAAAUAACUAUUAUUUUCCAAAGGGAACAACCCUACUUGCGAGCCCAUUGCAACUUCAUUUGUCAGAGGAAUACUUUCCACAGGCGGCCGAGUACAUUCCAGAGCGCUGGAUUCCUGAUGAGUCACCUUUUCCGCCUGUUCAGGACUUUACAUAUUACCCUUUCUCUGCAGGUAGUCGUGUCUGUAUCGGCAAAAACUUUGCAAUGAUGGAACUGCGGCUGAUCCUAGCAACGUUGGUUCUUAGCUACGAUAUGGAGCUAGUUCCUAAUCAGCGCGAGGACUGUGUGCAGUACUUGACGCCAUCUCUGGCCACAGGAAGUUAUAUUAUCAAGAUGAAGAGACGGCAUAAAGAGUAG
Messenger RNA from Lobosporangium transversale, 1428 nucleotides. Its product is annotated as cytochrome P450. Gene Ontology annotation, molecular function: monooxygenase activity; oxidoreductase activity, acting on paired donors, with incorporation or reduction of molecular oxygen; heme binding. The coding region runs from base 1 to 1428 and encodes 475 amino acids. The record is from RefSeq and is a predicted model, not a curated record. Lineage: Eukaryota; Fungi; Mortierellomycota; Mortierellomycetes; Mortierellales; Mortierellaceae. The transcript is spliced from 7 exons.